This is a messenger RNA of Clunio marinus, 180 nucleotides long. Lineage: Eukaryota; Metazoa; Arthropoda; Insecta; Diptera; Chironomidae. The record is from the annotation of a GenBank genome assembly.
AUGGUUGAAAUUGAAUCUGAAGUGAGACAACAACAAGUGAUGAAGUCGCACAUUAAACUACAGUAUUCAAAUUUAUUUCACACGCAUGAAGAACUUUCAUCGUUGCUGAUAACGAAAUCAAAUGCUCGACAUGAUCUGAAGACCUUGAGGCUCAUGACAAUACAAUCACAAAUGAAUUAA